Carlito syrichta (Philippine tarsier) is the source of this 528-nucleotide messenger RNA. Its product is annotated as membrane-spanning 4-domains subfamily A member 13-like. The record is from RefSeq and is a predicted model, not a curated record. NCBI's taxonomy places the organism in Eukaryota, Metazoa, Chordata, Mammalia, Primates, Tarsiidae. Gene Ontology annotation, biological process: cell surface receptor signaling pathway. Gene Ontology annotation, cellular component: plasma membrane. The transcript has 5 exons. Bases 4 to 528 code for a protein of 174 amino acids.
AUUAUGAUUGGUAUCUUUAGUGUUUUCAUGUGGUAUUUACUGCUGACCCUGUAUACAGGACAAAUUAAAGGAGUCUUUGGAACAUAUGAACCUUUAACUUACAAAACAGGAUGUACAUCAUGGGGAAUUGUUUUUAUCAUUUCAGGAGCCUUCAUCAUAAAAGCAACAAAGACUCCAACUCAAUCCCUGGUGGUAUCUUCUUUGAGCCUGAACAUUCUCUGUAUAAUUAUUGCAAUAAUUGCACUAUGUCUAACAGUAAUUGAGUUGUCUACUUUUAAGUCUGUGUCCUAUAGGAAUUAUGGACAAGCGAAACUUGGGAGGGAAGUUUCACGGAUUUUAAUGAUCUUUUACCCCCUGGAAUUUUCUGUGGCAUUCGCAUACUCAAUAUGUUGCUGUGUGCAUUUGUGUCAAAAACCUGAAAUACGUGAAGAUGAUCGUGCAACUGAUUCUGUGGAAGCUGAGACCGCUGCUGGAAAUUCCCCAGAAACUGAGAACCCUUCUUUUGACAAUCCUGAUGGUAGAUCCUAA